This is a messenger RNA of Myotis myotis, 1750 nucleotides long. RefSeq names its product PYM homolog 1, exon junction complex associated factor (gene PYM1). The transcript is spliced from 3 exons. Gene Ontology annotation, cellular component: cytoplasm; exon-exon junction complex. Bases 585 to 1319 code for a protein of 244 amino acids. Gene Ontology annotation, molecular function: RNA binding. Gene Ontology annotation, biological process: exon-exon junction complex disassembly. The record is from RefSeq and is a predicted model, not a curated record. NCBI's taxonomy places the organism in Eukaryota, Metazoa, Chordata, Mammalia, Chiroptera, Vespertilionidae.
AGGUCAGAGCAAAUCCGUCACUUCGCCGCCCGGAUCCGCGGGGCCGCCGCAGGCCGGGCCGAGCCCGGGCUGCCUGAGGUCGCCGCGACCGAGGACCGGCCGCAGCGCCCUCCGCCUCUCCUCGCCUGGCGGGUCUCUGUCCGGCGGGUUGAGCCGGGCGGCCGAGAGCAAUCGGCGCGCGAUUUCGACUGCCCAUCUUCUGAGGAUUAGGGGUCUUCCAUUCGCCCCCAGCAACACUAGUGCGCCCGCCCCGGUGCAUUCCCGGAGUGUGCCCAACCGGCUCCAUGUCCCCAAGCUGUUCUGGGACUUGGGCGCAGACCAGGGCCUGAAUAUUCUUUUCCUCAUUUAUCAGCCCUCCCCCUGUUCGGGUGCAGGUGGGCCUUGCCCCCUUUUCCCUCGCAGGUCCUGUACGGACUAAGAGUGCCUGUGAGGGGAGGGCUGUGCCUCAGCAUUUUUUCGGCGCCCAGCGGACUGCUUUCCACGCAGCAGGCGCUCGAUAAUGGUAUCAGUGACAGUAAAAGAGCCCAUUGUUUUCAUUUUACUAACGUCUUCAGCUUCUACUCCCUCCUCCUCCAUCUUCGUCCAUGAAAUUGUGUACGCUCCCUUUAAGACUAAAAUGGUGGCAGGCUACGAUCGGGACUCCACUUCCGGUGGGGAGGGGGCGGGACCCCAGCCCGCUCACGCCGGAAGUGGUUUGCGCUCUCAAGAUGGCGACUCCCUAUGUAACUGACGAGACCGGCGGCAAGUACAUUGCCUCAACACAGCGACCCGACGGGACCUGGCGCAAGCAGCGGAGGGUGAAAGAAGGCUAUGUGCCCCAGGAGGAGGUCCCCGUGUAUGAGAACAAGUAUGUGAAGUUUUUCAAGAGCAAACCAGAACUGCCCCCAGGGUUGAGCCUCGAGGCCAUUGCUCCUGUCAACCCAUCAAGGUCUGAAGGUGGGGAACCAGGCCUCUCCAAGACAGCCAAACGCAACAUGAAGCGGAAGGAGAAGAGGCGGCAGCAGCAAGAGAAAGGGGAGGCAGAGGCCUUGAGCCGGACUCUGGAAAAGGUGUCCCUGGGAGAGACAGCUCAACUCCCCAGUGCUCCACAGGGCUCCCGGGCAGCUCCUACAGCUGCCUCUGACCAGCCUGACCCGGCUGCUAUCACUGAGAAGGCUAAGAAGAUAAAGAACCUAAAGAAGAAGCUUCGGCAGGUGGAAGAGUUGCAGCAACGGAUCCAGGCUGGAGAAGUCAGCCAGCCCAGCAAAGAGCAGCUGGAAAAGCUAGCAAGGAGGAGGGUGCUGGAGGAGGAGCUCGAGGACUUGGAGCUCGGCCUGUGAGGCCUUUGGGGAAUUGGGAAUGGACUAAAACAAACCAUGGGGCUUUCUGGGGUCCUGGGGAACAUGGCAGCAGCAGUCAGGAGGGGUACCCCCCCAUACUGGCUCACUUCCAUCUCUCAUGGCCCAACUCUGUCCUCCAGAGCCUAGCCUCUCCCUCAUUCCUUCCCUUUUCUUCCAAACUCCUAUUUUUUAGACGUUUCCCCUUCCCAUUCCCAGUGUUCAAAAAUCUCAGUGACUCCCCCAGGCUCCUUUGCUGCUGAUUUGGGUGUCUUAUUCAAAAGAAAAUUGGGUGGGUGGGACUCUCGGGAACUGAGGUUGAGGGUAGGGGGAGUAUGCCCAAGUCUUGGAGUCUUGAUUCCUGUUCACAGUGUUUAUGGGUUAUUUCCCCCUCAAUACCUGACCUCUUUUUUUUUUUUUUUUUUUUUUUUUUU